This is a messenger RNA of Penicillium brevicompactum, 690 nucleotides long. Its product is annotated as terpene synthase family protein. NCBI's taxonomy places the organism in Eukaryota, Fungi, Ascomycota, Eurotiomycetes, Eurotiales, Aspergillaceae. The record is from RefSeq and is a predicted model, not a curated record. The transcript has 3 exons. The coding region runs from base 1 to 690 and encodes 229 amino acids.
AUGAAGUUCCCAUAUUCUGAUCCCAUAGAUCCACAAGUGAUCGCCGAAUCUUGCCCUACCCAACUCGAUGUGCGUUUGGGAAAGUAUGGCUCGAUUGCAACAAAAGCCAGCGAAGAUUUUCUCCGGCAGUGGAAAGCCAUAGGUGGAAACUUCGAAGGAGGCUGCGAAUCUGCCAAGGGCUCUCUCAUCACUCUUGGAUUACCCGAGUGCAAACCAGAGAGAAUAGAGGUCUUGACGAAGUUGACAGAAUUUCUCUUUGUUGUGGAUGCCACACAGUCCGAAGAGGCAUUCUUGAGCAAGAACUCUACUAUCGCAGCAAGUGACAGCCAUCACUUGAAGACCCGUGAAAAGCAGAUUUAUGCUCAAAUAUUUGUUGAGCUUCUCAAGAUCGAUCCUAAACGGGGAGGAAUGAUAAUUGAAGUGCUCGAUGAAUACCGAUCUUGUAUUGGGACACGAAAGGCAGAUGAGAUUCAAACAUGGGACGAAUGGUUGCAAUACAGAUGGGAAGAUGCCGCUUGUCAUGUUUAUAUGCCCUUCAUUGUCUACGGCUCUGAGCUUGAUUUGACCAUGGCUGAUGUCAAGGCUGUUCAACAUAUCACUUGGCCCGGCAUGGUUGCCACAGCUCUGACCAAUGACAUCUACAGCUUUGACAGAGAGGCGUCCCUGGAGCUUCAGACGGGGGAAACAUAA